Molecule: messenger RNA, 2752 nt
Organism: Sander lucioperca (pikeperch)
Lineage: Eukaryota; Metazoa; Chordata; Actinopteri; Perciformes; Percidae
Product: cortexin-1-like
Exons: 2
Coding region: 1225-1605 (126 amino acids)
Source: RefSeq, a predicted model, not a curated record
CUUGCAAAUCGACGCUCAGCAGCAGCAGCAGCAGCAGCAGCAGUCAGGAGCGGGUGGGAAGAGAAGAGCGCAUCACAAAGUUUGAGGCUGCAGCUGUUCGGACACCGCGGAAACACGUACGGGACAUCUGAUCAGGUGGUGAGUCAAAAGAACCAGGUCUUAACCAGAAACAUCUGAUGACACUAUGCCUGGUAACGACCGUCUGUCAUGUCCGCUGAAGAGCCCCAUAAAUACACUCUGCAUUCAAUAGACUGAAGAUCAAACUGGAUGAAGCCACUUUUCAUUUAUGACUGACAAUUUAACUUAUGAGAACCUUCAUUUUCUACCUCUUGUUGCUGCUCUUGUUAAGCGAGGCAGUUUAAACACUUGACAGCUCCGACCCACUUAUCACGCAACAAGGGAAAACGUUGCAUUUAACGGGCAACAUAUACAAAGGUGAUGCACUGUUUUAUAUUCAGGGCCAUUGAUCCAUUGACCUCCUGAUCUAAUUAGCCCCACACAUGUAUGCUAAUACACACCUGGUGUUGCUGGCCUCUGCAGAUACUUUAAAAAAGUCUUGUGUCUGACUCUAAGUUCAGUGACACCCAGUUGGGUGUUAGAAGUCCAUCUGCACACUAUUAACUCUCAAAGAGAGCACUCACCUUGACUGUGAUCGGACACGUGUUGGUGUGUUUGCAUUAGCAGGUGUCACGUCCUGCCUGCACUGAUUGAGAGCGAGAAUGAGAGCUGAUGUGGCAGAUUGGCCCUGAUAAAUACUUUAAAAACAUUACAUCCUGAGGGUCGGUCACUUGAAUAAGAAAGCCAUAGAGCUUCAUUACACUGUUCAGUCAGUUCCUCAAAAUGCGUGAUACUAAAAAGUAGUCCGCUUUAAUUGAAAAGUGUGCAUGUGCGUCUGUCACAUUGUCAGAGCAGAUUAGGGCCAGGCCUUUCUGGGUCAUGUCACUUUGACUGACCUAGAUUUGAUUAAAUAAUCUGGCAAGCAGAAGAAUAUGUGUGUGCAAGUCCUGAUCAGAAUACACACAUCUUAGACAAAUACACCACACUCUCUGACCUUGAGGAUUGCUCUGCAGUCUUCUUAGUUGUUAACUACCUGGUGGCUGUGGCUACCUAAUUUCUUAUUCAGCCCACAUGCCCUUCACCCAACAAAUAGGGAAUACAAUAUAAAACUUGUAAACACUGUGAUCAAACUCCCAAUCUCAGUUGGCCGUUUCUACGCCACCCCUCAUGAACAACUUCCCUUUCUUCUCCGCACCUCCUCCCAAUACACCAACCAUCCAGUCAGUGUGUAGGCCCUGCCUUCGGGCCCCUUGGAGGAUGAACAAUGUGCCCACACUUGACUACGAGUUGCUGCUGUCCCCGGCCAGCACCUCCCUCCCCGGCAGUCCUGCCGGUGGCAGCAGCAGCCCCUCUCUGGCAUUGGUUGGGGGGGAUUCUGAGCAGCGUACCGCCUUUGCCUUCGUAGGCCUCCUCAUGCUCUUCCUGGUCUUCCUGCUGGUCAGGUGCUUCAGGAUCUUGCUGGACCCCUACAGCCGCAUGCCUGCAUCAUCCUGGACUGACCACAAGGAGGGGCUGGAGAGGGGCCAGUUUGAUUAUGCAUUGGUGUAAGGUGCUGUAAGGGGGAAAUUGCAUUGCUCAUAGACUUUUAGACAAUUUUAGAUGUGGAAAUGGACUGUACCAAUGCGUAAUAUUGGGAAUGCACUCUAAUAAGAGGGGUAUGCCUGGUUUAUAUCACUGUUUUGCAGUCUUUGUACUGGUGUAAAUAUGAGGCUGCAGAAUGCUAUGUAAGCAUAACAAGUCUGGUUCAACAACAGAUCACUGGAAUCCCUGUGAGCCAAACAUCCAGAUGUUGGACCAUAAAGGACAGAAAUAAUGAGCUGCACAGCUGCCUUAACCCAACCUACUGUACCCAUCAAACAUGCUACAACAUCACCUAGGGCUAGGUUUUCCAAACUCCAGAGCUUGCCGAUAUUAAAACACAAUAAGAUUUUGGGAAGAUCACCUUCACUCACGACAAAGUUUAGAACCUCAAAGCUACAUUUAUGGAAAGAACACUCGACAUGCAGAACACAAGCAGAACUUAAAUCAAGGAGUUUACACUUAAGCAGAUGCCCCUUUAAUGAACCAAUGUCCAUUGUAAAGCAUUCAAGUGUUAAGUGCCGAUCAAGGAGCACAAAUCCUCACUUUUUUUGGACACUGAGCCUGGAACAGCACUGCAGUCUCAGAUGCUUUUUAAGCAGGUAGUUUGUGUCUCCAUAACAUUUUGUCUGUGUAUGUUUUGUGUGUUACUGUGUCUAUAACUGAGAAGCCAUAUUGAAACUAUAAUCUGUUAUUACUGCAAGUAGAGUUUGUGUUCACUGGUUCUGUCCUUUGCUUAGUCCGCCUGCCAAGUGUGGUGGUGAAGCAAACAGCAACCUUUAGGCAAGAGAAAGCUUUAUUUUUCUAUUCUUGACUCAAGUUUGGGAGUCUCCUUUUUGCUACCUUUCUGUUCUCUUCCUCUUACUGUAUUCAGACUGUGGGUUUUUGAGGUAGUCAUGCAGCCACGUCUUAGAAUGAGGCAAAGCAGGUUGCUUUGCUUUUUUUUGUGUUUUUGUAAUUAUAUACAUAGACUAUCGGCUUUGUUUUUGAUACACUGGGUUGAAUCAGUGAAAAUAAAACAAGGAUUUUCUUCUUCUUCCUGAUUACCACUGAUGGCUGGACUGUGUGGAAGCUCCACAUUGUUCAUGUUGGAAAGAAAUAAAAUAAUUGCUACUCA